This is a messenger RNA of Urocitellus parryii (Arctic ground squirrel), 2836 nucleotides long. It is a transcript of the gene Git2, whose product is annotated as GIT ArfGAP 2. The record is from RefSeq and is a predicted model, not a curated record. Gene Ontology annotation, cellular component: synapse. Gene Ontology annotation, biological process: synaptic vesicle recycling; brain development; regulation of ARF protein signal transduction. Gene Ontology annotation, molecular function: GTPase activator activity; small GTPase binding. Lineage: Eukaryota; Metazoa; Chordata; Mammalia; Rodentia; Sciuridae.
CCUCCCCGCGCUUGCGUGCUGCGCCGCGGCUGCGAGGCGCUGAGGGGAGAGGCGCCCGCCGCCAGCGCUGCUGAGGGGACCCGUUAGAGCGGAAGCGCCGCCGCCGCCGCCGCUGCCUUCGCGGUUCCCGGGCCCCUGGUUCCCGGCAGGUGGAGGCGGGAGCCAUGUCGAAGAGGCUCCGGAGCAGCGACUUGUGCGCUGACUGCAGCGGGCCGGAUCCUUCCUGGGCAUCAGUAAAUAGGGGAAUUUUCAUAUGUGAUGAGUGUUGCAGUGUCCAUCGGAGUCUAGGGCGUCAUAUCUCCCAAGUAAGGCAUCUGAAACACACACCGUGGCCUCCAACACUGCUUCAGAUGGUUGAGACCUUAUAUAACAAUGGUGCAAAUUCUAUAUGGGAGCAUUCUUUACUGGACCCUGCCUCCAUUACGAGUGGAAGACGUAAAGCUAAUCCACAGGAUAAAGUACAUCCCAAUAAAGCAGAAUUCAUCAGAGCCAAGUAUCAGAUGUUAGCGUUUGUCCACCGCUUACCCUGCCGGGAUGAUGAUAGUGUGACUGCCAAAGAUCUUAGUAAGCAACUUCAUUCAAGUGUGAGAACUGGAAAUCUUGAAACCUGUCUGAGACUGUUGUCUUUAGGAGCCCAAGCCAAUUUCUUUCAUCCUGAAAAAGGAAACACCCCACUCCAUGUUGCCUCCAAAGCAGGGCAGAUUUUACAGGCUGAAUUAUUGGCAGUAUAUGGAGCAGACCCAGGCACACAUGAUUCUAGUGGGAAAACUCCUGUUGAUUAUGCAAGGCAAGGAGGGCACCAUGAGCUGGCAGAACGCCUUGUGGAAAUACAGUACGAGCUAACAGACAGACUGGCCUUCUAUCUCUGCGGCAGGAAACCUGAUCACAAAAACGGACAGCACUUUAUAAUACCUCAAAUGGCAGACAGCAGCCUGGAUUUGUCUGAAUUGGCAAAAGCUGCUAAGAAGAAACUUCAGUCUCUAAGUAAUCAUUUGUUUGAAGAACUUGCCAUGGAUGUGUACGAUGAAGUUGACAGGCGAGAGACUGAUGCAGUCUGGCUUGCCACGCAAAACCACAGCACCCUGGUAACCGAGACAACUGUCGUCCCCUUUCUUCCGGUCAAUCCCGAGUAUUCAUCAACACGAAACCAGGGCAGACAGAAAUUAGCUCGGUUUAAUGCCCAUGAGUUUGCCACACUGGUAAUUGACAUUCUCAGUGAUGCCAAGAGGAGACAGCAGGGCAGUCCUCUCUCUGGUUCAAAAGACAAUGUGGAGCUCAUACUGAAAACAAUCAAUAACCAGCACAGUAUUGAGAGUCAAGACAAUGACCAGCCAGACUAUGACAGUGUGGCAUCUGAUGAAGACACAGAUUUGGAAACCACAGCAAGCAAGGCAAACCGGCAGAAGAGCCUAGAUUCAGAUUUAUCAGAUGGACCAGUCACUGUACAGGAAUUUAUGGAGGUCAAAAACGCUCUAGUGGCUUCUGAGGCCAAGAUACAACAGCUAAUGAAGGUGAAUAACAACUUGAGUGACGAGCUGAGAAUUAUGCAGAAAAAGCUUCAAACACUCCAGAGUGAGAAUUCGAACCUCAGGAAACAGGCCACAACCAAUGUAUAUCAGGUGCAAACUGGUUCUGAGUACCCAGACACUUCCAACCACUCUUCCUUAAAGCGACGUCCGUCUGCCCGGGGCAGUAGGCCCAUGUCCAUGUACGAGACGGGAUCAGGUCAGAAACCAUAUCUCCCAAUGGGAGAAGCAAAUCACCCUGAGGAGAGCAGAACAAGACUCCAGCCCUUCCCUGCACACAUCGGGAGGAGUGCGCUUGUGACCUCCUCUUCAUCUCUGCCUUCCUUCCCCUCCACACUUUCCUGGUCAAGGGACGAAAGCACCCGAAGGGCUUCCAGGCUGGAGAAGCAGAACAGCACACCUGAGAGUGACUAUGACAACACUCCCAAUGACACGGAGCCAGAUGACACAGGGUCAAGCCGAAAGGGAAGGCAAAGGAGUAUGGUGUGGCCAGGCGAGUGCUCAAUGCCAGAUCCACCAGAGUCCCACAYGGCCCCAAGCCCCACGCUCCCCAGCACCGAGGAUGUUAUCCGCAAGACUGAACAGAUCACCAAAAACAUACAGGAGCUCCUGAGAGCGGCCCAGGAAAAUAAACAUGACAGUUAUAUUCCCUGCUCAGAGAGGAUACAUGUAGCUGUUACAGAAAUGGCAGCAUUAUUCCCCAAAAAACCCAAAUCUGACAUGGUGAGAACCUCCCUUCGCCUGCUGACAUCCAGCGCCUACCGGCUCCAGUCAGAGUGCAAGAAGGCCCUCCCGGGGGACUCGGGCUCACCCACGGACGUCCAGCUGGUCACGCAGCAGGUCAUCCAGUGUGCCUACGACAUUGCCAAGGCCGCCAAGCAGCUGGUCACCAUCACCACCAAAGAGAACAACAACUGAACAGUGGAGUGCUGCCCUUUCUUUUUUCUAGACUUUUAAAAGUCCAAUUCAAAUUUAGACAUGGAACUCCAGAUUUUUACAAAAACAUUUAACGAUGAUUUAAAACUUUUUAAAAGAAAACUCAGUGUUAUUUUUGCAUGUUUUCUAACAAAUUUUCAACUAUUAAUUUAACCCACUUGCCUUAUUUCAUGCCUGUUUGCCCGUUUAGUUUCUGAUGUCCCGUUGUGUUGUUGGUGACUGUGAGACCAUGAUCAUACACAUCCAAAAGUACUUUCAUUGUUCAAAAUUCGUUAAAAUCCCUUUAAGCUCCCUACCUGUACGUAAGAUAAGUGAGAUUUUUUUUUUAGUAAAACAUUUUCUUGAGAGAGUUGGAUCAAAAAAAAAAAAAAAAA